AUGGCGGCUGCAGCCGUUGUGCUGCGGGCGCUUCGCAGUUUGUGUGGUGUGUUGCUCUUUCUUUCACAGUUCUACAUCUUGUCAGGCAGUGAGCAUUCGCGGCUCAGGCCGCUGGCUCAGGCAAUAAAGGACCCGGGUCCAACACGUACAUUCACAGUAGUUCCCAGGGCAGCAGAAAGUACCGAAAUCCCACCUUAUGUGAUGAAGUGUCCAAGCAAUGGUUUGUGUAGCCGACUUCCGGCCGACUGUGUAGAAUGCAAGACAAAUUUCUCCUGUGUCUAUGGGAAGCCUGUCACUUUUGACUGCACAGUCAAGCCUUCUGUUACCUGUGUUGAUGAAGACUUCAAACUCCAAAAGAACUUCAUCAUCAAUAUGACUUGCAGAUUUUGCUGGCAACUUCCAGAAACAGAUUACAAGUGUAACAGCUCCACCACCUGUAUGACAGUGUCCUGUCCUCGGCAGCGCUAUACUGCCAACUGCACAGUGCAGGACCACAUUCACUGCCUGGGUAACCGUACUUUUCCCAAAAUGUUGUACUGCAAUUGGACUGGAGGUUAUAAAUGGUCUACUGCGCUAGCACUAAGCAUCACUCUCGGUGGGUUUGGAGCUGACCGUUUCUACCUUGGCCAGUGGCGGGAGGGCCUCGGCAAGCUCUUCAGCUUUGGUGGCCUGGGAAUAUGGACGCUAAUAGAUGUCUUGCUAAUUGGAGUUGGCUACGUUGGACCAGCAGAUGGUUCUUUGUAUAUUUAA
Molecule: messenger RNA, 750 nt
Organism: Orycteropus afer afer
Lineage: Eukaryota; Metazoa; Chordata; Mammalia; Tubulidentata; Orycteropodidae
Gene: TM2D3
Product: TM2 domain containing 3
Exons: 6
Coding region: 1-750 (249 amino acids)
Source: RefSeq, a predicted model, not a curated record